Molecule: messenger RNA, 621 nt
Organism: Eutrema salsugineum
Lineage: Eukaryota; Viridiplantae; Streptophyta; Magnoliopsida; Brassicales; Brassicaceae
Exons: 2
Coding region: 71-598 (175 amino acids)
Source: RefSeq, a predicted model, not a curated record
AUGUGGUCGUAUCUGUUUUAGUUUUUUGUUUGUUAACUGCCAAGUUUGUUUGCUUGAUCUCUACAGAGUAAUGCCGAUAAGCUACACCAACAGCUCAUCUUCCAAAGCAAGCUAUGACAGUGGGUGUGCCAAAGCUGAUGGAGACUUUGGGAUACCUGAACGAUGCUAUUGCGGCCUUCGAUGUAGAUUGGAAGAGUCUACAGCUCCAGAGACGUUUGGCAGGAAGUUCUAUAGUCGCCCUGAAAUAUUAGGCGAAUGUGAUAAACCGGGUCACAUCUCCAAAUGGUGGGAUGAAGCCAUUGAAGAGCAGCUGACCAUUCUUCAAAUACGAAUUGACAAGCAGAGCGAAAGCAUGUUCCGUGACAACCGAACAGCCCUUCUGCAAUCAUAUGAGAAUCGGCUGUAUGCAUUGGAGGAUCGCCUUGCUGCAACCGAGAAGACCAUUAGCGAGAUCGAGGAGUUCAUAGGAUACAUUCAGAGUGAAAUUGCUGGAGUGAAAGAAGCACUUGCUAAUCGAGGUUCUGAUAUCCUACUUUGUGUUUUUUUAGUUAUUUUUGCAGUAAUCUCUUGUGUUUUCAUGCGUUGGGAUGUAGAAUAGAGGACCAAGAGACUUGUGUAACC